AUGAGGCUGUCAAUCUCUCUCCUGAUGGUGACUCUGGCCCUUUGCUGUUAUGAGAGCAAUGCGGUGGUCUGUCCUGCUCUUCUCGCUGAAAACUUUGGAUAUCUGUAUUUUAAUGAAAACCUGUUCCGAUUACAACUGGCCAAGUUUAUGCCACCAAGAGAGGCAUCUGAGGCACUGAUAACAGUGAAGAGAUGCACAGAUGGAAUGUCCAUUUUCAAACGAAACCUAAUUGCGAAAGCACUGGGAGAAGUCGUGCUGCAAUGUCCUGUCUGA
Molecule: messenger RNA, 273 nt
Organism: Lepus europaeus (European hare)
Lineage: Eukaryota; Metazoa; Chordata; Mammalia; Lagomorpha; Leporidae
Product: secretoglobin family 1D member 2-like
Exons: 3
Coding region: 1-273 (90 amino acids)
Source: RefSeq, a predicted model, not a curated record